This is a messenger RNA of Chiloscyllium plagiosum (whitespotted bambooshark), 4367 nucleotides long. The record is from RefSeq and is a predicted model, not a curated record. Lineage: Eukaryota; Metazoa; Chordata; Chondrichthyes; Orectolobiformes; Hemiscylliidae.
CAGCCAUUAUACAAGAAAUGUGGUAAAAAUGGAAAACCCAGGAAGAACAGAUGGAAAAAUCCUUUGUGGGCAAAAGACAGACUUGAAUUUACUGCUUGAAUGUCUGAAAUAUCAAAUGGACAGCCCUGUGACUCAGAAACAAGCCCUGAUCACCAUCCAUUCAAUAUGUCAACAGAAUAGUGAAGCAAGUGAUUACUUUCGUGAGAUUGGAGGCUUACAGUUCGUUAAUGGACUUAUAAAACUGAGUGAUGCUUCUAUCCUUCGGGAAGCAGCCUUGUUCACUUUAGCAGCUUUAGCUGAAAGCAGUGUGUACUGCCAACAGAGUUUGUGCACUGCAGAAUUGCUGUCUGGUGUUGCAUUGUCACUUGCUCAGGAGGAUGCUUCAUUGAUUCUGAAGAGGAUGAAUGUCUACAUGAUCCUGGUGUUGGUGUCACACAACAAGAUUGGACAAACAUUGGCGAGGACAACUGGAUGUAUUGAUGUUCUUCUGAAUUUGUUCAGGACAAAUUUUCCAAUGUCAGACAAGCAGUCCAUAGAUGAAAAUAUUGGUCGGUCCUUCGAGCUGUGGUCAUCUAUUAGUAGCACACUCUGUGCUUGUGUCAACAAUCCACAAAAUGAAGAGAACCAGAGACUGUGUGCGGCAGCUUUUCCAUUUGCAAAAGAUUGUCUGCAGAAAUGCAUCAGGCAAGAAGUAAUCCGGCCCAUUUGUGCAUUUAUUGGACUCGCUGUUGCUAACAACUCAUACGUACAGGACUACUUUUGCAGCGUUGGUGGCCUGGAUGCUGUUGCUCAGAUUCUUGUGAGGUUGGUGGAUGAAUCCAUAAGACAUCAUUCUAGCAGAGAGCUGGCAAUAUCUGUGGUUAAAACACUAAAUUCCUGCAUUUCAGAAAAUCCUCCUGUGGUUUCCCGCUUAUCGGAAUAUUUUAUCGUACCCAAGCUUGUAGCACUGUUGUUACAGAAUGAUCUUGACAUAAACAGUAAAUUGGGCAUUAUUCUUGCUAUUGGGCAUUGUACUGAUGGAUGUGAAGCACAUCAGUAUCAGCUACUGCAAAGCAAUGGGCUUCCACUUAUGAUCCAAAUAGUAGCUGAAUCUCAGGAUGAGGAGCAAAGGAAAGCAGCUACCUUUGUUCUACAGAGUUGCCAGUUAAUAACUGAGAAACUAUCGAAGAGUCUGAUGGAGAAUGUUCAACCAAGCGGAGACACAGUUACUACAUAUGGCAUUGAUUAUCCCAAAAACAACAGUCUGAAAGAUUACUGGAAAUUUGCAGAAGGAUUUCUAAGUAGGAUAAAGACAUUAGAAAAACAGCAAGAAGAGUCCUGUGAGCCACUGCUCAAGGGAAUAGACAAGAUGCUGAAACAGAGAGAAGAUAUGCUACUGAAGCAUUCCAAUGAACAGCUUUCCUUGGAUAACACAAAAAUGGAUAACUGGACUGGUGAAACAAGACAGGCAAAAAAUCAGGAUAUUACCCCAGAGAAAAGAAAAUUUGAUUUAACUCACAGAAAGAAUGAACGCAGAGAGGAGGAUUCUGUUAUUCCUGCAAUUAAUCCAACAUCUUCAAGAAAUAAAGAAAAUAAAAGGCAGUACCGAGAUCAGCAGCUAAUGGAAAAAGUAAAACGACAGAUAUUUGUAGAAGAUGAUGUUUCACACGAAAUACACAGAGUCAAUAGAAAUGCAGAUCAGUUUGGGAAUUCUGACAAAUUGAGUUCUGAUGCUGAAGCAAGGAAUAUGAAUAGCCAGCAACACGAUUUGCCCAUUGGCCGUACAUGCAGUGGUGGCCAAAGCAUAUCUCCUGACACACAGAACAGAAAUAGAGUUCCAGAAAUGGGCCAGCAACAUGGUGAAAAGUCUUGGUCUGUGCAAUGUGGAAAACCAUCAAACCAGUCAAUAACUGUACCUGAAGCUAAACUUCUAAGACAAAGUACAUCAAGGGAAGAGCAGAAAACACAAGACAAGCUAGACUUUAAAAAGAGAGUCAUAGAUGACACCUUCAAAAGACCUGCUCCAAACAGGAGAAAGAGAAGCAAACAGACCUGCAAAGAUUCACUUAAUCUGUGUUCAGAUUUAAUUAAUAUUGAAAUCACUAGCACUCUUACCAGUCCUGCUCCAUCACUUACUGCAGGCCAAGAUUUCCGAUGCUCAGGUUGUUCAACAGUAGCAGCAUCCCUGAAUAGUAGAAAUUUCUGUAAAAUUCUUCAGUUGUGUCCCAAUAAAUGUGAUCGACACAAAGUGAUUCAAGAAUGUGAAGAUAGGUACAAAAAGGAAUUAAAGAAGUUAUUAACCUGUUACAGUUCUAUGACUGACAAAAAGAAUCUUCUGACUCCAAUCAAGAAAGCUGCAUCUCACAUGACAAAUUUCCACACACAGCAUUCAGAUUUUCUAAUCAAGCCUAAACCAUCUGUGAACAAUUUUCACACAAAAAAGAUUCUGUUGACUCCAAUCCAAAAAACGGCAUCUCACAUGACGAAUUACUGCAGACAACAAACAAAUUUUAUAACUUGGCCUAAGCCAUCUACAAAAGAUGUUAACGUAACUCGAUUUCUUUUGACACCAAUGAAGAAAUCUACAUCCGGUGUGCCUGCUGUCUGUCUGCAAAGAGACAAUACACAACAAUUUCGACCAAGUAUGGGACAAGAUCAGAAAUACCGAUUGGACUGCAGACAAGCCUUGCAUGACCCACAGCUCUGCAAUCAAAUUACACUUCAAGAUCACGCUUACACUUUUGAUGAUAACGAGCAUUCAGACAACUGUGAAUACAUCUUGAGAAGGAGAAAAAAGAAGAAAAGGAGAAAACGUAAAAAUUUCACAGAAGAGGAAGUUGGCUACCUGCUAGAUGGAGUGAGGAAAAUGGGAUAUCAUUGGAAUUCCAUACUUUGGUCCUACCCAUUCCAGAAAGGAAGGACCAACGUCGAUCUGUCACGCAAGUAUCGGUCAUUGCAGAAAGGAAACUCCCCAAGAAAGGUCUAAAGACCCAAGACAGCUCAACGGAAUGAAGGUGGCUUCACAUGCAACAGUGAUUUUAGGUUCAAGCAAGCACAAAACAUGCUAGAGAAACUCUGCAGAUCUGGUAUAGAGAGAAACCAUUAACGUCAUGUCUGCUGUCUGAGAUCUUCAGGAGCCUGCUGAGUUUCUCCAGCAUUCUCAGUUUACGUUUCAGAUCUCCAGGAUCUGAACGUCUUGUUUUAAGGAAGUCUUGGCGAGAUUUAGCUGUACAGAUUGUAAAAUGGUGAAGGAGUCUUGCUACUGCAUAGAGACAUUCUAUAGUGAAUCAGGAGCACAGCGGAGUGUGGUGUCACCCGCAGUACUCCAAACUUAAACAUGUCACAUUAUCUUUUCAAUUACUAUUCACUGACAAUGUUGAAAAAAAUGUGUUAGCCAUGUGACAAGAUAGCAAUCUUCAGUAUUCACGGUCUAUGCUUGAGCAGAAAGAAUGACUAAUGCUAAGGUUGCACAUCCCAGAAAGAUUCCAGUCUUUUGAGGCGGGGGGGGAAUAUCAUAAAUUGGGGAGUAUUCCAUGUUUAUUUUGAAUCUGUUCCAGUCACGAUAAUAAAAUAGUUUUAGUAAACAUUGUGUUCUGGUGUUAUCCCUCCCCUCAAGUGUAGUUUUAACUGUCGUUCUCAAUGUUUAAAAACAACAGAGUAAUAUUACAAGCACACUAAAUGUUUAUGGAAUAACAUCUUGGAGGUUGAAUGCUAUGCUUAGAAUAUUUCUGGCUUAGACCUGGGACAUAGAGCUUGUUGGAACCACUCACAGAUCUACUUAUAAAUGGAUAUUCCCUCACAGGCUAACCAGAAACUUUCCAACCCCUGCCAAUCAUACCACUGAAGCACAGAGUCAGUAUGCUGACUAUGAUUGAAUUUUGUGGGGGCAAAGAUUUGGAAUGAAUUAGCUUGUUCAUUGCAAGCGGUCUUGGUAUUCUGAAGCAACAGUGGUUGUGGCAUUAUGGUAACUUCAAGCCCUCACUACAGAGCAUGCUUGGAUGGGGAUUAAGACUGAGAUAAAAGAGGAAUUUGAGUGUUGAGACUUUGGAACUCCUUAUCACAGACAGCUAUGGGGCUCAGGUCCUUGUGUAUGUUGAAGGUCGAGAUAGAUUCGUGAUCAGUUUGGAAUUCAAAGGUUAGGGAGGAAGAGCAGGAAUGUGGAUGUGAGGAGUGUCAGAUCAGUCACACUCCUAACAAAUGGCGUAGCAGGCUCAAGAAACUGAAUAAACUUCUCCUGUUCCUUAUAAUCCUGUAAUCUGUAUUUUCUGUUUUGGUACAGAGCCAUCAUUCCAGUAUUGCUAAACUAACCAAUUUCAGAAAAUCAUGUGUGAACUUAACAUUGUACUAUUUCUGCAUGACCAUGCAAGUUAAUAAACCAGUCUAAACAA